Messenger RNA from Coccomyxa subellipsoidea C-169, 2022 nucleotides. Its product is annotated as fatty acid elongase 3-ketoacyl-CoA synthase 1. Gene Ontology annotation, biological process: nitrogen compound transport. The coding region runs from base 119 to 1405 and encodes 428 amino acids. Lineage: Eukaryota; Viridiplantae; Chlorophyta; Trebouxiophyceae; Coccomyxaceae. Gene Ontology annotation, molecular function: uracil:monoatomic cation symporter activity; allantoin:proton symporter activity. The transcript is spliced from 14 exons. Gene Ontology annotation, cellular component: membrane. The record is from RefSeq and is a predicted model, not a curated record.
GAGAUUCGGUGCAAGGCGCCUAGCUGGGCUGUACCGUAUAUUCGGACAGGACACAUCCCGGUACAGAUUGUGCGCGGCGACCCCAUAGAGAGCCUGUCUGAGCGAAGGCAGGAGUGCCAUGAUAUCUGUAGACACAAAGGGUGGUGCCAUUGCCCUGCUGGUAGUUGCUCUCAUCCUGCUCGGGACAUGGGGUCCUUUGCUGAAUCUGGCGGAGCGGCGUGGGCGCCACACAGUGCAUACGUACAUGGACUUCUCCAUCGGCUUUGUGCUAGUGGCGGUGGUGUGUGCGCUGACAUUUGGUCAAGUUGGAGACACCAUCCACGGAGAAAACUUCUUCGACCAAAUGCGCAACUCACAUGAGAAAGCGCCGCUGAUUGGGUUCGCGAUGGCCUCGGGCUUCUGCAUAUUCUUUGGCAAUCUGGCGGAGCAGUAUGCGCUGGCUCUGGCCGGCGUGACCAUUGCUGUCCCCAUGUUCAGCUCCUGCAUCGUCGUCCUGGGCACGGUGCUGAAUUAUGUGCUGGACAAGGGCCUAAAUAAGGCGACGAUUCUGUUCCCUGGCGUGGCCUGUUUUGCGCUGGCAGUGGUGGCAGGCGCUUUGACUCAUGUGUUCAACGAGGAACACCUGAACAAGCGCAAACGCAGAUUCGAUGACUCAGUGCACCGGCACGCGGUAGGGAACGCCACCAUCGGCUUUGAGCACGGCGCAGGUGACAGGGCGCUGCCGGGGCGGGAUGACAGCGCCCACAAGGCCAACGCCCUCGGACCCAGGAAGGCCAAGGAUGAGGAGGCAGGCUAUGAGCCAGAGGCAGGCAAGGCGGCAAGGGUCAAUAUGGCGGACGCAGAGAGCCCGUACAGAUCUGUACGGACCGACUCGCGCCAACGCGUCAUCUAUGGCAUCUCCAUUGCCAUUGUGGGAGGUCUCAUAGGAGCACUCUUCUCUCCAGGUUUCAAUGUGACCACGAAUGAUAACUUCGGGACCCUCGCCCCAGGGGUCAAGCCCUUCACAGUGUACACGGGCUACUUCUGGUUCUGCACAAUCUACUUCGUUCUGGCUAUUAUUGUGACCCACUUCAUGAUGCGUUACCCACCCCUGGGCCAGCAGCGCUCCACAUGGAUCGCCUGGGUCAAGGAUCACAACUGGCUGAGCGCCAUCGGCUUUCUGUCUGGCAUUCUGGUGUCCAUUGCCAAUGUGCUCCAAUUCCUAGGCGGCCAGGCUGCAGGCUAUGCUGCCAGCGACCUUGUGCAGGCGAAUCCUCUGGUGGCCACCUUCUGGGGAAUUCUCUUCUUCAAGGAGUAUCGCAACUCUUCGCUGAAAGCGUACAUCAGCCUGGGGUGCAUGUACUGCUUCUUCAUCGCUGCCGUGGCGUUGCUGGCGGCUUCUGCACAAGAGCGGUCGGGACAGUGAGAAUUCCUCGCCUGUAUAUCUUCAUGCAAGGUACUUUAUGUAAAGUAUGCGCGAAGUCCAUGGCAAGAGCAGAUCUUUGAAUUCUGCAAGGGGCUAUCGGCGAGGGUGUGAAAAGGCGCUCCUAAAUAUGGGGUAGGACAGGGCUGGAAUGGUAGUCAGCAGCCGUGUUGCAUCAAUCCUUUUGUAAGUAGUAGCAUGGACGGAAAGAUUAAUAGUCUUAGUUGCUUCAUAUUGUGAUGUCCGCGAGACUGUUUCCGGCCGCCAAUCUAAAUUCAUUGCUUAUUGUUUCGUGGCCGUAUAAUUUAUGCCCAUACAGCGUGGCAUUGAGCCAUCAUGGCAUGGUCCAGAUUUCUUCGAAGCUGUGCCAAGUGGCGCUAAUUGAUUCCAAUUGAAAUCAGGGUCCGGAAUCGCAGACUGACAGUCUGAGACUGUGCACAAAUGUUUUGGGUGUUGGAGUGUUCCAGAAUGUUUGCAUCAAAAUGCAUAUGUAGGUGUAGGAUUCCCCAAGACUGGUGAACAACAUAUACAAAACAAGGGAGGAGCUUGUUGACCACGGUCAGUGUCAUCAAGUGGCGGACAAGCAUGCCUGCAUGUGUAUGUAAAGCGAAUACGACACC